CCGCCCUCCCCCCCCCCGUGACCUGUUCUGGCUCUCGCGACACCCUGCCAGAGCGUGACAAGGCGGGGCGGGAGCGAGGUGAGGGGAGUGGCGCCGGCGGAGCGGAUCUGAGGAGAUCACUUUAUACUUAAAGAUGGCUGCUGAUACAUCUGUUGAAAUACUUCAGAAAGUUCUGGAGAAUGAAAUACUUCAGACUGCCAAGGUAGUGGAAGAACAUCUGGAUGCUGAAAUGCAGAAGCUUGACCAAAUGGAUGAAGAUGAGUUGGAACAUCUGAAACAAAGGAGACUUGAAGCACUGAAAAAGGCCCAGCAGCAGAAACAAGAGUGGCUUUCUAAAGGACAUGGAGAGUACAGAGAAAUCCCAAGUGAGAGAGACUUUUUCCAAGAAGUCAAAGAAAGUAAAAAUGUGGUUUGCCACUUCUACAGAGAUACAACUUUCAGGUGCCAAAUAAUGGACAAGCAUUUGACUGUAUUGGCAAAAAAACACGUUGAGACAAAAUUCUUGAAGUUAAAUGCAGAAAAAUCUCCUUUCUUGUGUGAGAGACUGCGCAUCAAAGUAAUUCCCACUGUAGCACUAAUAAAAGAUGGAAAAACACAAGACUAUAUUGUGGGCUUCACUGAUCUCGGUAACACUGAUGACUUCACUACAGAGACCUUAGAAUGGAGAUUAGGCUGUGCAGACAUAAUUAAUUACAGUGGGAACUUGAUGGAGCCACCUUUUCAAAGCCAAAAGAAAUUUGGAACAAGCUUUACAAAGUUGGAUAAGAAGACCAUCAGAGGGAAGAAAUAUGAUUCAGAUUCUGAUGAUGAUUAGAACAGCUAAAUCUAUUUAUAAAUCAUGUUUUGUUUAUGCUUGGUACAUUUUUAAGGAUGAUUUUUAUAAAUCUUAUUGCUUUUCAUUACAUCUGCGCAUAAUGCUCACUUUUUCUAUACAGUUUUAUACAACUGAGUCAUAUCAGAAGAGAGCCUAAAAUAUUUUUUUUCUCUCUUUUGGAAGUCAUUUGUAACUCAAUCAAAGUCCUAACUAAGUCUUGUGUUGCCAACAAUGAACUUUGUCUAACUGUACGUUUAUCAAAUGUUGUGAAGUAACUGUUAGGAACAGCUGUACCAAGUCAAACCAAAGGUCCAUCUGGCCCUGUAUCCAGUCUCAGUGGCCAAAAGCAGAUGCACAAGGAAGAGUAAAAACAGGGUAAGCAGAUAGCGAUGCUUCUUCAGGAAAUAGUCUGAGUAGUUUAUGGCUUGGGGAACUGUCUGAAAACAUUUGUUGGAUAAAAAGAAAAAAUUCUUUUUAACCAUCAUUACAUCUUUAUAGCUUUCACAUCGUUUGGCAAGGAGUCCACAACUUAACUGUGUUGUGUCAAGAACUACUUCCUAUUGUUUUCAUUGAAUUUAAGUGUUUUGUUUUGUUUUUAAUUUUCUUCAUUAAAGGAGACAAGAAGCAAUUCAAAUUUUUUUUUCCUGUUCAUCUUCCAGUUCUCUUCAAACUUACAACUAUUUAUUAUCAGUAAAGCACCACAAGUUAUUAGUGCAGGAAUUGUACAUUUUAACAGAGGAUUGCUUACCUCGUGGUGCCAUGUCACAACAUUGCAUAACUUAACUACAUUGCACUGUAAGUUGUAAAACAGGUUUGUAUAGUUACAUGGUUUUGAAUGUGUGGAUUUUUUUAGCAGAUGCUUUGUACAAGAGAGUAGGCUAGAGAAAA
Messenger RNA from Meleagris gallopavo (turkey), 1702 nucleotides. It is a transcript of the gene TXNDC9, whose product is annotated as thioredoxin domain containing 9. NCBI's taxonomy places the organism in Eukaryota, Metazoa, Chordata, Aves, Galliformes, Phasianidae. The record is from RefSeq and is a predicted model, not a curated record.